Messenger RNA from Penicillium argentinense, 2397 nucleotides. Its product is annotated as putative cell wall protein. The record is from RefSeq and is a predicted model, not a curated record. Bases 1 to 2397 code for a protein of 798 amino acids. Lineage: Eukaryota; Fungi; Ascomycota; Eurotiomycetes; Eurotiales; Aspergillaceae. The transcript has a single exon.
AUGCGUUCCUCCCUCCUUCUGCUCGCCGGUCUGGCGAGCUCGACUCUCGCAUACCCUGCAGACAUCGCUCACGAGCGCCGCACCUUCGGUCUUCUCGCUGAUAUCCUCGGCGAUGCCGUUGUCGACGUCGGUGGUAUCCUCGAGGCCAUCCUGGGUGGUGGUGCCCACGUCUCCGUCUCUCUGCUCUCCGGCCUGAGUGCCCACGGUGCUGCUGCUCUGGAGGGUGGUGCUCUUGGAUGCAGUGCUGGCACCAUCCACGCCGAUGCCCGUGCCCAGCUGAAGUCCUGGUUGCACGGCCAGACUCACAUCACUGGCACCCUCAAGACCCACCUGCUGUCGUGGUGUGAGGCUGAUGCAGAUGUUACCCUGUCCGCUGAUAUCCUCGCUGCCCUGGCUGUCUACAUCCCUACUUGCGCUGAGAUCGCCGCCAAGGAGUCUAUCUACGUUACCCUGGACGGUAUCUUUUCCGCUGUGGACCUGGAGUCUACUCUCGUCCUGAGCCUCUCUGCUCAGUCUUCUCUUUCUGCUUUCCUCGAGACUACCCUGAGCCUCGGUGCCGAUGUCAAGGCCGGUCUGGGCGUUUGCGCCAACGGCGGUGUUGUUGGCAGCUUGACUGCUGACAUCAAGGCUUCCCUGCUUGCUUGGCUCACGGGUGGCGACUGCUCUCUCGAUGCUGACCUCAAGGCCACCGUCCUUGCCUGGAUUCAUGGCAAAUCCGGUGCUGACCUUGUUGCCAUUGGGUCUCUCUCCGACAAUGCCCUGACCUCCAUCUCCGUUGGUGCUUCCGUCGGUGUUUCCGUUCAGGAGAGUGGCGCUCUCUCCACCCACGCCCAGGCUUCCAUUGCUGCUUUCCUGGAGGCUGCUGUUUCCGCCAACCUCGACGCCAACGUUCUGCUUGCCCUGAAGGCCUGCGCCAAGGGUCACCUCGCUACUUCCCUGUCCGUUGAGGCUCGAACUGCUCUCGCUGUCUGGCUGUCUGGCUCUGACUGCAGCCUCGGCGUUGAGCUGAAGGCUGUUGUCCUGCUCUGGCUGUCCCUGGCUGUCACCGAGACCUCCGUUGACCUUGUCACCGGCCUUGUCGGCGACAUCACCGGCUUCCUGACUGAGACCGUCCUGGCCACUCUGAGCGUCAACCUCCGUGGUGCCCUUGGUCUGCUCAUUUCUGGCGAGAGCCUGUCCUGCCUUUCCUGGGAGGCUCGCGCUGAGUUGGCUGCCUUCCUGGGUGGCUGCACCAGCAUCGAUAUCGGUAUCAACAUCGAGCUCAUCAUUAUUGAGUGGUUCACCGGCUGCAGCCUGCCCGGUGCUCCCAAGCCCUCCUCGGUCCCCAGCCUGCCUUCCUCCACCAGCAUCGUCAACACUCCCCUCUCCUCCGGCCCUGCCUCGACCCCCGGUGUUCCCUCUGGACCGGCUCCCUCUGGCCCUGCCGCCUCUACCACCCCCUGUGACACCGAGACCAGCUCCAUUAUCGACUCUACUAUCAUUCCCGGUGGCCCUGCUCCUACUGGUCCUGCCAACUCUGGCUCUGUUCCCUCCGGCCCCGUUCCCAGUGUCCCUGCUCAGUCUAGCUCCGUUCCCUCGGGCCCUAUUCCUUCCGGUGCUUCUCCAUCUGAAUCUGGUGUCCCCGGUGGCCCUGCUCCUUCUGGACCCGCUACCACCCCCUGUGACACCGAGACCAGCUCCAUUGUUGGCUCGACUGUGAUCCCUGGUGGUCCUGCUCCUACUGGCCCUGCCAACUCGGGCUCUGUGCCCUCUGGCCCCGCCCCCAGCGGCCCAGCUGAGUCUGGCUCCGUUCCCUCGGGCCCUGCUCCCUCCGGUGCUUCUCCCUCCGAGUCUGUUGUCCCCGGUGGCCCUGCUCCAUCUGCCACCACCCCCUGUGACACCGAGACCAGCGCUGUCGUGAGCUCGGCUGUCAUUCCCGGUGGUCCUGCUCCUACUGGCCCUGCCAACUCGGGCUCUGUGCCCUCUGGCCCCGCCCCCAGUGGCCCAGCUGAGUCUGGCUCCGUUCCCUCGGGCCCUGUUCCCUCCGGUGCUUCUCCCUCCGAGUCUGGUGUCCCUGGUGGCCCUGCUCCAUCUGCCACCACCCCCUGUGACACCGAGACCAGCGCUGUUGUGAGCUCGACUGUCAUCCCCGGUGCCCCUGCGCCCUCGGGUGCUUCUCCUUCUGAGACCCCCGUCGCUGGCGGUGGCUCUCCCUCCGGCCCCGGUGCCAGCGCCAGCACUCCCUGUGAGACUGAGACCAUCCCCGCUGUCACCUCUACCGUCAUCCCCGGUGGCUCUGGUGCCACUCAGCCCCCGGCUCCUACCACCGCUCCCUCCGUCCCUAGCGGCGGCAACGGCGGCGAGAUUGACAGCACCACCACUGUCACCGUCACCUCGACUGUCUGCAACUGCGAGUAA